Brassica oleracea var. oleracea is the source of this 695-nucleotide messenger RNA. RefSeq names its product E3 ubiquitin-protein ligase PRT6-like. Gene Ontology annotation, biological process: ubiquitin-dependent protein catabolic process via the N-end rule pathway; protein ubiquitination. The transcript has 6 exons. Gene Ontology annotation, cellular component: ubiquitin ligase complex; cytoplasm. Bases 28 to 498 code for a protein of 156 amino acids. The record is from RefSeq and is a predicted model, not a curated record. NCBI's taxonomy places the organism in Eukaryota, Viridiplantae, Streptophyta, Magnoliopsida, Brassicales, Brassicaceae. Gene Ontology annotation, molecular function: ubiquitin protein ligase activity.
AAGGAAUACAGCAUUAACAGAGUUAAAAUGCCCCUUUGCAUAGCCCCUGUAGUUCCUUUCCAGCUUAUGAAAUUACCCAAUUUAUACCAGGAUCUACUGCAAAGAUGUAUCAAAAAAGCUUGCAGCAACUGCGCGAAAGUCAUCAAAGAACCUGCUUUAUGUCUUCUUUGUGGAAGGUUGUGUUCUCCCGUACACAACCCUUGUUGCAGAGAAAGUGCUUGUCAGACGCAUACAGUAACCUGUGGUGCUGGUAUUAGUGUAUAUCUUCUGAUACGGCGGACCACAAUUUUGCUACAAAGAUUUGCAAGACAAUCACCUUGGCCGUCUCCGUACUUGGAUAGUUUUGGAGAAGAGGAUAUCGAAAUGAUGAGAGGAAAACCACUGUACCUGAAUGAAGAACGUUAUGCUGCAUUAACUUACAUGGUUGGUUCUUAUGGACUGGAUCACAUUUCGGAAGUUCUCAAUCAAACCACAAUCGGAGGAGCCUUCUUCACUUGAGAGACAAAAAAGUUCUUUUUUUUCCAUCCUUCCUUUCUCAGGGGUUGUUUUCUCUGUAUAAAUUGCAUAUGCUGCUUUUAAGAUUCUGAAGAUUUGAGAGUUUUUCUGAUGAUUUUUCUUUUUAUCUUUUAAAUCUCACUUUGUUUGGUUGAUUAUGGUAUGGAGAUGCCAUCAAGUUUGUAAAUCAGACUACUUUU